Messenger RNA from Manihot esculenta (cassava), 1466 nucleotides. Its product is annotated as alpha-galactosidase. The transcript is spliced from 15 exons. Gene Ontology annotation, molecular function: hydrolase activity, hydrolyzing O-glycosyl compounds. Gene Ontology annotation, biological process: carbohydrate metabolic process. Bases 107 to 1372 code for a protein of 421 amino acids. The record is from RefSeq and is a predicted model, not a curated record. NCBI's taxonomy places the organism in Eukaryota, Viridiplantae, Streptophyta, Magnoliopsida, Malpighiales, Euphorbiaceae.
CUCUAUAUAUAUACUCUGUGCUUCAAAUGAUUCAUAAACCAAAACUUUCUUCUUUGAUUUGCUUCACUUUCCUUUCUUAGUACAUAAAAUCAAGUUAAGUUUAUGCAUGGCUUUGGCUUGUUCUUCUUGGACUCUGAUGGUGGCGAAGCUCUUCUUCUUCAUCAUCUUGCUUGUACUCUUGGAUGCUGAGUCUACUGUUACUGCUGCUCCUAGUUCUACCAUGGACGACUCUUUACCGCAGCACUAUGGGAGGAAAGUUUUGGCAAAUGGACUCGGUCUCACACCACCCAUGGGAUGGAAUAGCUGGAACCACUUUAGCUGUAAUAUUGAAGACAAAUUGAUUAGAGAAACUGCGGAUGCAAUGGUGUCCUCUGGACUUGCUGCACUAGGAUACCACUACGUAAACUUGGAUGAUUGCUGGGCUGAACUGAACAGAGACUCACAGGGAAACUUGGUUCCUAAAGCUUCAGCAUUUCCGUCUGGAAUAAAGGCACUGGCAGAUUAUGUUCAUGAGAAAGGCUUAAAAUUAGGGAUUUACUCUGAUGCCGGUUAUCAGACAUGCAGUCGAACCAUGCCCGGAUCAUUGGGCUACGAGGAACAAGAUGCAAAAACCUUCGCUUCUUGGGGAAUAGACUACUUGAAGUAUGAUAAUUGCAACAAUGAUGGUUCGAGUCCAAAAGUGAGAUAUCCAGUUAUGAGCAAGGCAUUAUUAAACUCAGGAAGGCCAAUUUUCUUUUCUCUAUGCGAAUGGGGAGAAGAAGAUCCUGCAACUUGGGCGUCAGCCAUUGGAAAUAGCUGGAGAACAACAGGAGACAUUUCUGAUAAGUGGGAGAGCAUGAUAUCUCGCGCAGAUGAAAACGAUAAAUGGGCAUCACAUGCCGGACCUGGAGGCUGGAAUGAUCCAGACAUGCUUGAAGUUGGAAAUGGAGGCAUGACGACGGAGGAGUACCGAUCCCAUUUCAGCAUUUGGGCAUUAGCUAAGGCUCCUCUUCUAAUUGGGUGUGAUGUUCGAUCCAUGAGCAAUGAAACAUAUGAAAUAUUAAGCAACAAAGAAGUGAUUGCCGUUAAUCAAGAUAAACUUGGAGUGCAAGGGAAAAAGGUUAGACAAGAUGGGGACCUAGAGGUAUGGGGUGGCCCUGUGAGUGAUGGGAGAGUAGCAGUAGUGCUGUGGAAUAGAGGCUCUUCAAAAGCCACAGUUACAGCAUACUGGUCUGACAUUGGUCUUCAACCAACUGCAGUUGUGGAUGCUCGUGACCUAUGGGAGCACAAAACUCAGGCGUCAGUCAAAGGCCAGAUAUCUGCUGAUUUGGAAUCUCAUGCUUGUAAAAUGUAUGUCUUAACACCCCAAAAGCAUGCAGGGACACAAAAUUAAAAACCUCACUUAACUGUGCAAUUGCCUGCUUCUUUGACUCCAAAAUUUAAAACACAAAUAAGUACUAUUUAUUCAGAGUUUAUAUUUAUUUCUG